This is a messenger RNA of Xylaria bambusicola, 435 nucleotides long. RefSeq lists its product as uncharacterized. The record is from RefSeq and is a predicted model, not a curated record. The transcript has 2 exons. The coding region runs from base 1 to 435 and encodes 144 amino acids. Lineage: Eukaryota; Fungi; Ascomycota; Sordariomycetes; Xylariales; Xylariaceae.
AUGUCCGGAGGGCAUCGAAAGGAUGACUACGGCCCGGUAGACCCUGCGACCGUCACAGAUGCAGUUGAUUCAACUAUGGAAACAUCGUCUAGUUCGACGAAGGAAGAUGCUGCUCUUCAGAUAUUCCACCCUUACAGAAUACAAGUCGAUCAAAGCAAAUGGUUCAAUUUCUUGAAGAAGGAUAGGUGGUACGACCCCGACAUAGCUGACCCGCUGUUGAACGGUGGUAACUGGAGCGUGGACAAUGCCAAGGUCUGGGAAGUGUUGAGUAUUUCACUGGAACUUGUAGACCGGAUGUUGAAGGCCUCGAUAGAGGAUAAGAACGACACUAUUGAAAUGAUGCUGUUUGGCUUAAUAGGCAAUUGGCAUUAUGUGACUGCUCGGCCUGAACCCAUGCCAGGGGCCCAUAUUCUCCUUCUCACAGAACCUACAUAG